Triticum urartu is the source of this 1760-nucleotide messenger RNA. Its product is annotated as vacuolar protein sorting-associated protein 36-like. The record is from RefSeq and is a predicted model, not a curated record. Gene Ontology annotation, biological process: protein transport to vacuole involved in ubiquitin-dependent protein catabolic process via the multivesicular body sorting pathway. Gene Ontology annotation, molecular function: ubiquitin binding; phosphatidylinositol-3-phosphate binding. Lineage: Eukaryota; Viridiplantae; Streptophyta; Magnoliopsida; Poales; Poaceae. Gene Ontology annotation, cellular component: ESCRT II complex; late endosome membrane.
GAAACCUCCAAAGUCCAAACUCUCCACAACCAUGUCCGUCGGCGCCGCCGACUGGCUCCCGGCCGCGACCGUCAUGGCGUCCGGCCGGCCGGUGCUGUCCGCCGGCGAGAUCGAGCGGCACCUGCUUCCGCUCGUCGACCUGGAGCCCGAGGAGAACCCCCGCCUCGCGCCCCUCCGUGGUUGCCUCCUCGUGCUCACCUCCCACCGGCUCGUCUUCCUCCACGAGGCCUCCCUCUCCGCCCGCGCCCUCCCGCUCGCGUCCAUCAUCCACACCUACCCGCCCCACCGCAGGCACAACCACAGCCCACUCCGCUCCCUCUUCUCCUCCUCGUCCUCCUCGUCGUCGUCGCAUCACCCGCGCAUCCGCAUCCAGAUCUCCCUGCCCCUGUCGCGGUCGGAGGUCGUCGCCGUCGUCGUCACCUGCAAGGCGGACGUGGAUGUGUUCUACGGGAGGCUGCUCGAGGUCAUCCGCACGAGGGCCUGGGAGGCGACCGCCUCGGCUGCUCCGGCCAGUGGCGCCCCGGUGGCUGAGGGAGCCGCCCCAGCCGAGGAGGAUCUGGCGAUCAGGAUGCCCGUGGUUGGAGUGGCGGGGAUACUGCGGAAGGAGCAGGAGACGUGGGAGAGCGCGGGGCAGAACUUGCAGGAUGCCUUCCAGGAUCUCAAUGCCCUCAUGAGCAAAGCCAAGGAAAUGAUGGAGCUGGCAGAGAAAAUGAGGCAAAAGCUAUUGACGAACUCAUCUGCUCAAUCGAAUUCUAAUGACGAAGAGAUGGGUUCUAAGCAAGACUUGCAGGAUUUGCUAUUGAGCGUAGGCAUCGUGUCUCCUGUGACAAAGGAAACUGCUGGUGCUUUGUACCAUCAGCAGCUUUCACGACAGCUGGCUGACUUUGUAAGAGUACCAGUUGAGAGAGCAGGUGGUAUGAUGGCACUAGUCGAUGUCUACUGUCUCUUCAACCGUGCUAGGGGAACAGAGUUGAUCUCACCAGAGGAUCUUUUGCAAGCUUGCUCCCUUUGGGAGAAAUUUGAUGUCCCAGUAAUGCUCCGGAAAUUUGAUAGUGGAGUGAAGGUCAUCCAGACCAAGACGCAUAGUGAUGAUGAGGUAUUUGCAAGAAUAUCAUCACUCGCGCAAAAGCCGGACGCUCUUCUGAAAGGAAUAAGCCCCAGCGACGCUGCAUUUACACUGGGGAUUGCACCAGCUUUAGCAAAGGAGCAUCUUCUAAAUGCAGAAAACAAAGGUCUCCUCUGCAGGGAUGUCAGUCCAGAUGGGUUCCGUUUCUACAUCAAUUUGUUUAACGAGAUUGAUCUCCAGAAUAUUCAUUUGCCAAAAACUCAUGGACUAUACCACACCUGGAUCUCUGUGGCAACGGCAGCACAUUGACACAGUUUUGGUAGAGGUGGAGUUCAGCUGAUUGAAUGUUGAUGUGACUAUUUUGCCUGAAUACUCCCCUGUGUUGUAUCUCAUCUAAUUCAUCUGUAAAGUAAUAUAACAGUGUUUAUAGAUCACUAAAGUAGUGAUCUAAACGCUCUUAUAUUACUUUACGGAGGAAGUACAAAUUACGAGACAUAACGUUUUCAUCAUUUGGUUGAUAAAUGACUUGUGGUGUGCUGUAUAUGUAAGUUGAGUUGAGGAUUUUGGAUGGUUUUUACCGAGCCACAAAGAGUUUCAACAAAGGCACGUAAAGGGGGGCAACAUUUUUCUUUGCCAGUCAUUAUGUACUGCAAAGUUGGGAGUUAAUAUAUCCUGAUACAAGCUACUGCAGAAA